This is a messenger RNA of Notodromas monacha, 1105 nucleotides long. The record is from the annotation of a GenBank genome assembly. Lineage: Eukaryota; Metazoa; Arthropoda; Ostracoda; Podocopida; Cyprididae.
GCAGAAGACUUCUAUUUAUCCCGUUUUACCGAAGACCGUGUUGCGGAAUCCGCGAAAUCGUGUUUCAUUAUGCUGUCGAGGUUCGCUUUGAACUCGUCCCUUCCUCGGGUGACCUGCAUCCGCACUUGUGCUGUUGCGAAUACUGGAGACUCCGGCGUUGAGCGAUUGAUACCCGCUCCUACGUAUCCAAGCAAGAAAGCUGAACAGUCGCCGGAGCGUGACACCAAGAACUUCCCAAGGGUUAAAAGACCAGAUGAGCCCGGCAAGUGCCGGCUGUUCUUCAUUCCGGAAGAGUACUUCCAGUUUUUCUAUCCGAAAACUGGCGUUACUGGUCCCUACGUAUUCGGUGCUGGCCUGAUGACUUAUCUGUUCAGCAAGGAAAUCAUGGUGUGCGAGCAUGAAUACUACGCAGGAUUAACCUUUGCUCUCGUCAUCUAUAUGGGAAUAAAGUUAGCCGGGCCCGAGCUGCAGACUGCCAUCAAUAAUGGAGUGAAGGAAGAAGAUGACAAAUACAGGAACUUGAAAUCGAAUGCCGUCGAAGUACUGGAGGAAUCCAUCAAGGAUGAAAAGCAUGCGCAAUGGCAAGCUCAAGGGCAGAAAUUGCUCUUCGACGCUAAGCGAGAAAAUGUUGCUGUUCAGCUUGAGGCUGCUUUCCGCGAACGACAAAUGGCCGUUUAUCGAGCUGUAAAAAAUCGCUUGGACUAUAAGCUCGAAAUGGACAACGUAACACGUCGAUUCCAACAUCAUCACAUGGUUAAUUGGAUCGUCAGCCAAGUCCGCAAGAGCAUCACGCCAGAAUUGGAGAAGAAGAGCAUAAAUCAGUCUAUCCAGGACUUGAAAAAUUUGGCUGCUCGCGUUUGAGGCGGUCAGCUUCCUUCUAAGUGGAAGGUUUCAUCUCGUCGUUGAAUUGUAGGAUUAAAAUUAAAACAAGUAAACGAAGGAGAAGAAAGUGUGCGACGCUCGCCAAGUUCCUUGAUUAUGUUUGAACUCUUACGUGUGCAAUGGUGGGGAAUGAAAGAGCGAUGUGCUGUCAACAUCGGGAACUUCUGUCUGCAUCUCCAUUUCUGCCUUUCGAACCCAGUUGAAAUACAGACGGUGUAUGUUA